This is a messenger RNA of Chelmon rostratus (copperband butterflyfish), 5050 nucleotides long. It is a transcript of the gene wdr35, whose product is annotated as WD repeat domain 35. Gene Ontology annotation, cellular component: non-motile cilium; intraciliary transport particle A. Gene Ontology annotation, biological process: intraciliary retrograde transport; protein localization to cilium; non-motile cilium assembly. The record is from RefSeq and is a predicted model, not a curated record. Lineage: Eukaryota; Metazoa; Chordata; Actinopteri; Chaetodontiformes; Chaetodontidae. The transcript is spliced from 28 exons. Gene Ontology annotation, molecular function: protein binding. The coding region runs from base 391 to 3948 and encodes 1185 amino acids.
CGGGAGACCGAGGGAAGCUAAAGCCCUGAGUACUGCAAACGUCGAAUUUGAACAGCUUUACUAAUAUAUUUGCUUGUGUUAUUCACUACAGUGGUGGUCGGUUUUAUAAUUUAUGAGGCUACAUUUAACGUCAACCGUCUCUAGUACUACGUAACUGUGUCGCUUUACGUAGGUAGCUUUAACUGUCAAAGCUAACGGUGCAGGCUAACGUUAACUUAAAUUCAACGCGUCGAGGCCGCAUGAUGUAGCUAGCUAGGUUAAAAAAGUUGGCUCAUUUUAGCGAUCUAGUUUGCUAAUUCGCGUUAGCUCAAUGCUUUGUUAUGUUAACUAGUAUAUUUACGGUGUAAUACAUUCAUUUCUGAUUGAUAGAGGUCUGCAACGACCACGACCAUGUUUAUCUACCUCAGCAAGAAGAUUGCUAUCCCCAACAAUAUACAUCUAAAAUGUGUCUCCUGGAACAAAGAUCAAGGCUUCAUUGCCUGUGGAGGAGACGAUGGUCUUCUCAGAGUACUCAAGCUUGAAACUCAGACAGAUGAUGCCAAACUUAAAGGUCUUGCUGCACCCAGUAAUCUGUCAAUGAAUCAGACUCUAGAGGGACACAGUGGUGCAGUGCAAGUGGUCACGUGGAAUGAACAGUAUGAAAAGCUGACAACCAGUGACCAGAAUGGACUCAUCAUUGUAUGGAUGCUGUACAAAGGUGCGUGGUAUGAGGAGAUGAUCAACAACCGGAACAAAUCGGUGGUGAGGAGCAUGAGUUGGAACGCUGAUGGUCAGAAGAUCUGCAUCGUGUAUGAAGAUGGAGCCGUCAUUGUUGGAUCUGUAGAUGGAAACCGGAUUUGGGGAAAGGAGCUAAAGGGAAAUCAGCUUGCUCAUGUGGCAUGGUCGCCAGACAGCAAGAUUCUCCUCUUCGGCAUGGCCAACGGGGAAGUACAAAUCUAUGACAAUCAAGGAAACUUCAUAAUAAAAAUGACCAUCAGCUGUCUCACCAAUGCCACUGGAGCUGUCAGUAUAGCAGGUAUCCACUGGUACACAGGAAAUGGAGGUUACGUUGAACCGGACUGUCCAUGCCUUGCUAUCUGCUUUGACAAUGGAAGAUGCCAGAUCAUGCGCUAUGAGAAUGAUGAAAACCCAGUGUGUAUUGACACCCUGAUGAAUGUGGUCAGUAUCCAGUGGAAUCAUUGUGGCAGUGUUCUGGCAGUGGCAGGUUCACUCAGAACCUCAAAUCUGGAGAAAGAAUUCAAUGUUGUGCAGUUCUACACACCAUUUGGAGAGCAUCUGAGAACUCUAAAAGUUCCCGGGAAGCAGAUGACAGGAGUUGCCUGGGAGGGAGGAGGGCUGCGUAUAGGCCUGGCUGUGGACUCCUACAUCUACUUUGCCAACAUAAGACCAGACUAUAAGUGGGGCUACUGUUGCAGCACAGUGGUGUAUGCCUACACCAAGCCAGAGCGGCAAGAGUACUGCGUGGUGUUCUGGGACACCAAAAACAAUGAGAAGUUUGUCAAAUAUGUCAAGAGCUUGAUGUCUAUCACUACCUCAGGGGACUUCUGCAUCCUGGCCAGCAAGGCAGAUGACACCCAGCCGCAGGAGGAUGCUGAGUUAGAGUCUGGGUGUCAUGCAAGGUAUGUGCUGAUUUUGUGCAACUCCAUUGGGACUCCACUGGACUCCAAAUACAUUGACAUUGAACCACUAUUUGUCACCAUGACCAAGACACAUGUGAUUGCUGCAUCCAAGGAGGCUUUCUACUUGUGGCAGUACAGAGUUGCGAAAAAAUUAACUGCUCUGGAGAUCAACCAAGUGACGAGAACUAAGAAGGAGGGAAGAGAGAGGUUCUACCACAUUGACAGCAAUCCAUCUGGAGCCAGUGACAGUGGUGCAGACUUUGCAAAAGCCUUCACAGCAACUCGAGAUGCCAUUUGUUGUAUUACAGCAACAGAUAAGACCAUGAUUGUGGGCCGUGAGUCUGGCACCAUCCAUAGGUACAGCCUCCCAAAUGUUGUUCUCAUCCAGAAAUACACUUUGAACAACCGAGCCUACUAUCUGUCGUUGAACUGCAACUCCAGUCGUUUGGCCAUAAUCGACAUCGCAGGUGUGCUGACUUUGUUGGACCUGGAAGUUCGUGCCUCCACUGAUGACAGCACAGGAAACCAGGCGUCUGCAGGAGAUCCAUCCAAGUUUGAGCGCAAGGAUGUUUGGGACAUGAAGUGGGCGAAUGACAAUCCUGAUCUGUUUGCCAUGAUGGAGAAGACCCGGAUGUACGUCUUCAGGAACCUAGACCCAGAGGAACCAAUCCAAACAUCUGGAUACAUUUGCAACUUUGAAGACCUGGAAAUCAAAUCUGUCCUGCUUGAUGAAAUCAUGAAGGAUCCAGAGAGGCCUAACAAAGACAACCUCAUCAACUUUGAAAUCCGCUCUCUGAGAGACAGUCGUGCAUUGAUUGAAAAAGUGGGGAUUGAAGAUGCCUCACAGUUCAUCGAAGACAAUCCACACCCAAGGCUAUGGCGCCUGCUGGCUGAGGCAGCCCUCCAGAAGCUGGAUCUAAAGACAGCGGAACAGGCCUUCGUCCGUUGCAAAGACUACCAAGGCAUUGAGUUUGUCAAGCGCCUGGGCAACCUGCAGAGCGAGCCCAUGAAACAGGCGGAGGUGGCAGCUUACUUCAGCAGCUUCGAAGAAGCCGAGCGGAUGUACUUGGAUAUGGAUCGAAGGGACCUUGCCAUCAGCCUUAGGAUCAAGCUGGGAGACUGGUUCAGGGUUCUCCAGCUGCUCAAAAGUGGCUCUGGUGACUGUGAUGAUAGUCUGCUGGUACAGGCGUACAAUGCAGUUGGAGACUACUUUGCUGACAGGCAGAAGUGGGCCAAUGCAGUGCAGUACUACCUUCAAGGUCGUAACCAGGAGAGGCUGGCAGAAUGCUACUACAUGUUAGAGGACUAUGAAGGCCUUGAAAAGCUGACCAUUGUGCUGCCAGAGAAUCAUAAACUUUUACCGGAGAUUGGACAGAUGUUUGCCACUGUGGGCAUGUGUGAACAGGCUGUGAAAGCCUACCUUAAGUGCAACCAGCCCAAAGCUGCUGUUGACACCUGUGUCCAUCUGAACCAGUGGAACAAAGCCGUGGAACUCACCAGAACCCACAACAUGAAGGAGAUUAAAUCUCUUCUUUCCAAAUAUGCUUCACAUUUGCUUGAGAAGAAUAAAACCUUAGAGGCGGUGGAACUUUAUCGGAAAGCUCACCAUUUUCUUGAUGCAGCCAAACUCAUGUUUAAGAUAGCAGAUGAGGAGGCGGAGAAAAGGACAAGACCACUGCGGGUGAAGAAGCUCUACGUGUUGGCAGCACGUCUUGUUGAAAAUUACCACGAGCAGGUGAAGACGUCACAACAGAGCAAAGCCAAAGGGAAGAAGUCUGAGGCGACAUUUGCACUUGCUGGGCUGCUUGAGGAAGAUGCAACCUCUUCAGACAACCGUAUUGUGGACAAUGCCUGGCGAGGAGCAGAGGCGUAUCACUUCUUCCUGCUCGCUCAGAGGCAGCUAUAUAAAGGCUACAUGGAGAACGCCAUGCGCACAGCCCUUCACUUGCGUGAGUAUGAGGACAUCAUCCCAGUGGUGGAGAUCUACUCUCUGCUCGCCAUUUGCUCCGCAGCCAACCGGGCCUUUGGCACAUGCUCACAGGCCUUCAUCAAGCUGGAGUCCUUAGAGAGUCUGGACCCAGAACACCGUCAGCUUUACGAGGAUCUGGCUCUAGAGAUCUUCACCAAACACACCCCAAGGGACAGCCGCACGGUGGAGCUGGACAGAUCACCAGAGGGGGCGGAAGGAAAAUUGCCCACGUGCAUUGUGACGGGUCUACCGAUCCAGGAGUACCAGUUCUGGAUGUGCAGUGUGUGUAAACACUGUGCUCUAGAGCAGGAGAUCCGUAAAUAUAACUGCUGCCCACUGUGUCACUGUCCUGUGGUAUGAAGCACAGUCCCAGAAGAAAACUUCACUUUAGGAGGGCAACCCAAAGAAUUGUAAUGUACUUUAGCCUUCAUGCAUGUUUUUUUUUUUUUUAUGAGUUUGUAGAACAAAUUAUUUACUGUUGCACUUUCAACUUCAUGCUUAAAGCUCUUGGACCAACUCGGCUUUUUGUGGUUAAUACUCAAAUAGGCAGCUGUGGAGAUGCUAACGGAAGAAGCGCCUAAAUUGUCAUUUGUGCUGUCAGCAGUUAAAACAUAGCAAAAUAAAUGUUCAGUCAGCUUCAACCUUCACGUCUUUAAUAACUGACUCAAAUGUAUUUCUUUUACUAAAUGCUGUAAAAUACAUGAAUGAAUAUUACUGCUAUGUUUGUAUUUUUAUAUGAAAGUAAACAGUGAAUAAACCAUCACAUACAUUUUAAAAUGUUUUUUGAUUAGAUUAUCAAAGGGAAACACUCUUUCUCUUUUUUUCUCUUUUGAUUUUAGUUUUUUGUACAUGAUGAGAUGGAAUUUGCUAGUGUUCAUGUUUUUAGCCUUGAAUGUUCCCGUGUCAAGACAAAAAUGUUUGGUUAAGUUCAAAUAGUCAUCAACAUUGAUUACAUGGUAAAUAACUAAAACUGCACUAAUGUUUGCAGGAAAUAACAUGAAGAAAUUUAAAGUAAAACCACAACCUCUUGGCUCCACCACUGUAGUCUGCACUGAAGCUGCUCUGGCUGUUUUGUUGCAUGUCAGAGGGCUGACCUGCCUCUGGGACAAUCUUCUCCUGCCACCUGCUGUCAGUAAACGGGAUAAGUGGGAGGCUCCAGCAUCGUAAACACUCAUUUUUCAAUUUGUGUCAUCUUACUGUGAAGCAUGUAUGAAGGACAUUUUCUGUAACUUGGUAUGCAUUUUAGUGAGAGGACAUGUUGAAGAUGUGUCUGAAUUAUUACUUACAGUGACGAAUGAUUACUCACUUUUCGCUGGGCUGUGAAGAUGUGUUUAGAUGGCAGAUAAGGAGUUGCUGUUUUAUCAGCAGGGUGUUCAAGAUUACACGCUUUACGUCACACUGGGAUUCUUCAAAUUAUUCACGGCACUUACAGUGUACACGUUGUACUACGAACCUUAAUUCU